GCACCCCACCCAAAGGAAUCCUAGAUGUCAUCAAGGAUAUUCAAAGCAACUUCCAUCCUCGUGUCGUUAGAUCAGCAAAUGCUCCAUUGCUAUCUGAGCUCAUGCCUUUGCAAGAACGCCCUAUGGAGAACGCAAUCGGUAUAGUUGUAGGAAAUGUGCAAGGUUACUUGGCUUGGACGGGAAACAAAAAUGUUGCAAAGACGGAGAGUACGUUCCUUGUAUGCAGUGGAACAGCUGGCAUAGGGAAAACGCGAUACGGGCAAGAGCUGUUCGGCACCUUACAAAGUAAACUUUCACCUGCCGCCCAAGAAAAGGGUUUUGACUUCUCGCCCUGUUACUACUACAUGCUGCUUGAUUUCAGCAACGGCGUUAGUUUGGGUCUGGAAGAAGAAAAACUCUCACCUGAAAUCAUUCUUGGCUUGCGCCUGGCUUACUCUUACUUCAUCCAAGGCAAAUAUCAAGAACAAUUUCCGGAAUUUCGCUUUAAAGCCCUCAAUUAUUUUGGCUACUUUACAAUUACCAAUGUCAUCAUCGCCAUUCGCAAUGACUUGGGGUUGCAACCAGACCAAGAAUUUUUCCUUUUCCUCCAUGUUGAUGAAUACCAACUUUGUCUGGCUGGAACAAAACCUCCCACAGAAGAUGGCCUAUCCCUAUUCAAGGAGAUGAUGCACCGCCUUGGACAUUUCAUGAGUGGCGCGACCAGGCCCUCCAUCAUACAGACUUUUCUCUCUGGAACGGCUCAGCAGGAAGUGACUCAGUCUGCAAAACCUACCUUUUAUUCUUUCCACUUUCUCAGCUGUCCAGUAUUAUCUUUGGGAGCACGCUACAACAUUAUGGGCCAUUUUGCUAAGCAAUUCCAAGUCCCCUGCCGCAAGUGGAUGCCAAAGAUGCCAAUAUUUCAUUUGCUAUCUGACACAGGUGGCCUCCCACACGCAGUGCAAUUUUUAUUAGAAGAGUUCUUUGGCCGUCAAUUGGAGAAAGCCAACACUUUUUUUGAUGAUGUGGAGAAUAUCAACAAGAAUAUUGAUAGAAUCUUUACAGAAGUAGCAAAAGUUCUCGACAGCUGUUACUCUAUCCCUGACUUUGCUAGAGAGCAUCAGCAACUUGUUCACGCACUUGUCCUAGAACGUGACACACAUACAAUUCUAAAUGACUGCGAAGAAGACACUGGCAAAGUAUUGGUUCAAAUUCCCUUCUUCUUCCUCUACCUUUACAACAAUGUUAUCAGGGAUAUUCAAGACAACCUAGAGUUUGCAUUCUUAAUGAAUUGGAAGUCGAAUCGAGAAUGGAAAUACUUUGAACAGUUCAUUGCUGAGUAUGAAGUGUAUCGCACGAACCUUCUUGUUAGCCAUGGCUACAAAACAAUGACUCUCGGAGAAAUCUACCAAGGUGCUAUUGGGUGA
This is a messenger RNA of Paraglomus occultum, 1403 nucleotides long. Lineage: Eukaryota; Fungi; Glomeromycota; Glomeromycetes; Paraglomerales; Paraglomeraceae. The record is from the annotation of a GenBank genome assembly.